Molecule: messenger RNA, 1626 nt
Organism: Lathyrus oleraceus (garden pea)
Lineage: Eukaryota; Viridiplantae; Streptophyta; Magnoliopsida; Fabales; Fabaceae
Exons: 2
Coding region: 1-1626 (541 amino acids)
Biological process (GO): proteolysis
Molecular function (GO): aspartic-type endopeptidase activity
Source: RefSeq, a predicted model, not a curated record
AUGGAUCAAUGGUUAAUACAAUUCUCCAAAUCUCAAGCAGCAAAAGAAGUGGCAGUGAUCGAACCAAUAACAAUUGUAUACAGGAAAAAGAAGGUUGAAGCUCCUCCUAGGAGGAUUCAGCCGAUUCAUUUUCGUGUUCCAACUCCGUUCCCGUAUCAGAAUACUAAGGCAGUGCCUUGGAAUUAUGAGACCAUAAUGUAUUUGGGAGGAAGAGAAAUCCGCACUUCUGACACAGGAAUCGUCAACAUUGCAGGAACGGGAGCCAUGACUCGAAGAGGCCGUGUAUUCGCUCCUAAAUACACUCCUAGGGUGUCUCCAGCACCCACAGUUAUCCCGCCUAAGGAGAAGGUCAUUCCUGCUCCGACUCCGAUCGUGACGACUGCUCAGGUGUUGACGAAGGUUAUUGACAACAAUAAAACUGCCGAGGCCGAAGCAUCCAAGGGUAAAGAGUCGAUGGUUGAGAAAGAACAGUCUGAAGAUCACAAGAAGAGUAUCACCUUUGAGGAAAGUCAGGAAUUCCUCAAACUGAUCAAGAAAAGUGACUUCAAGAUUAUUGACCAGUUCGAAAUUCUGUUGAACGAAACGCCCUCAAAAAUAUCAAUUUUGUCUUUGCUGUUGAGUUCUGAGGCUCAUCGUAAAGCAUUGCUGAAAGUUCUAAAUAUCGCUCACGUGAUGCAAGAUAUCACUGUCGAUCAAUUUGAUGACGUGGUUGCCAAUAUCACCGCCAGUAGGUAUCUGGGAUUUAGUGAAGCAGAGCUACCUCCUAAGGGAAAUGCCCACAACAAAGCACUACAUAUUUCAAUCACAUGUACUUACUCUCUCUUAUCACGAGUCCUCGUUGAUACUGGAUCUUCGCUUAACAUACUGCCAAAGUCUACAUUAGGCCAGUUACAGUUUAAGUGGCCCGAAAUAAGGACCAGUGCACUGAUCGUUAGAGCUUUCGACGAUUCCCGAAGACAGGUAAUUAGGGAGGUCGAUUUGCCUAUUUGUGUGGGACCCCACCAGUUCAACAUCACAUUCCAAAUCAUGGAUAUUAACCCAAUCUAUAGUUGUCUGUUGGGAAGACCAUUGAUUCAUGCCACUGGAGCAGUCACUUCUACAUUGCACCAGAGACUGAAAUACCUGAUAGAUGACAAACUGGUAAUUGUGUGUGGGGAAGAAGAUUUGUUGGUCAGUAAACUCUCCUCCUUGAGAUAUGUUAAAACAGAUGAGGAGAUCGUCGAGGUUCCGCUCCACUGUCUAGAAUAUGAAGAUGUUAGUUCCGCCACAGCCAACAACAAUCAAUCAUCUGCUACCAUCUUAUCCUCAAAAAAGAGUGUCAAGCAAACAUUGGAGAAAGGUCUGCUUCCUGGUUGGGGUAAGGUCGUCAAUGUGGCAGAAAAGUGUGACAUGUAUGGUAUCGGUUAUCACCCGGCAACAUGCAAGGUGCGUCCGAAGAAAAAACAAGUCAACCCAGUCAAGUUCAGCAGCGCUGGCUAUAAAAAUGAGCAUACCAUGGAAGUUAUUGGAGAAUCCAGUGGUAACAGGCCAGGGGCACCCAACCUUGUUCGUAGAUGUCCUCCAGGAUUCAAGAUUCCCAAUUGGACAACCAUCGUGAUUCCUAAGGUGUACUCAGAAAAAACAUAA